Messenger RNA from Dermacentor silvarum, 941 nucleotides. RefSeq names its product translation initiation factor IF-2-like. Lineage: Eukaryota; Metazoa; Arthropoda; Arachnida; Ixodida; Ixodidae. The transcript has 5 exons. The coding region runs from base 39 to 941 and encodes 300 amino acids. The record is from RefSeq and is a predicted model, not a curated record.
CCCACGCACCAGUACAGCGUCCUGCAGGGCGGCUGUCCAUGGCCAUCAAGCCCAGGGCAGUCAUGGUGCAGCCUAGUUCUGGAACCACGACAGCAGCCGCCAACACGUUUGCCAGGGACACCCAACGUCCUGCAGGGCUGCUGUCGUUGGCCAGCAAGCCCAGGGCAGUCCCGGUGUGUCCCAGUGCGGCAACUAAGACUGCGGCUGACACCAAGUUUGCCAGAGAGGCACCAGUGAGGCCAUCGGCCGCCCGAAAAGGUGUUCAGCAACCACAGGUCGGAUCCACGUCUGGGGCAUCAAAACAUGCUCGAGGAAUGCCUUCUGCACCUACUGUGGCAAAGCGGCCGGCAGACCGACCAACACCAGCUGUGCCUGAACCACGUAGGCCUCUGGGACCGCCUGCAGGACAGACUGGGGCCUCGAAGAGAAACCUCCGACCAGUGGGUGGGGCGACCAGUGGGCCGGCACGAGGCCCAGCGGCUAGGCUAUCGACUGCUGCAAAGGCACCACGACCUCUCCUCUCUGCGCCACGGCGCACCUUGAACGAGCACGGUUUUCUGGACGUGGAGGCGAUGGACAACGACGUGUUCUACCGCAUGUUUCGGUUUGAGAAGAUCGACUUCCGUGACCUAGUAUCAACUCUUCAGAUUCCGGAAGAGGUCGUCAGCGCCCAGCGCGUCCGUGUUUCAGGCAACGAGGCGCUCUGCAUUACGCUUCGGCGCCUAGCCUACCCGAACCGUCUGUGCGAGCUCGAGCUACUGUUCAAUAGGCACAGCUCUGUGCUAUCGAGCGUGGUGUCGACAGUGUUAGCGCACAUCGAGUACCACUUCGACCAUCUACUCGCUGACCUGACGACGCACCAAUGGUUGAACUUGCUCGCCAUCGAGAACUUCUCUGAGGUAAACACAAAUGGCAUACACAAAUCUGCACACCAUACAUGA